CUCUGCACCAUCAACUAACGUGACAUUUUGUUUGUGUUCCCACAGGGUGGCUGACAAGCUGCCGAGACCAAACCUCGUCUUGCUCAAGCUCUUGCUCUCUCUGCUCCACCACAUCAGCCAAAAUGCUGAGACCAACAGGAUGGACUCCAGCAACCUGGCCAUCUGCAUUGGCCCAAAUCUGCUGAGCCCAGGCACGGACAGCGCGCUCCCGCUGGAAGUGCAGAAGGAGAUGAACGACAAGGUGACAGUGCUGGUGGAGUUCCUCAUAAACAACUGCAUGGAAAUAUUUGAGGGGGACAUUGCCUUCCCUGCCUGUGCCUUGGCUGAGGAGUCACCAGAGCACACAGACAGCUCCACAGAGCUGAAUUCAGAAGAGCAGCAAGUGAGGUGCACACAGGGAGUGAGAAGGUGCUUUUCUGAAGAGAUAACCCUCUCCAUUUUCCACCCAAGAAGAAAGAAGAGUACAUGUGGCUAUGCAAAUAGGAAAAGGAGAGGUGCAAAUUCCCCAGCCACUGUCAAAACAAGUCUCCUGUAUGAACAAAGAUUCUGUUGCAAAACUGGGCCAAAAUGAGAAAGGAACUUCUCCUCACAGAAGGUAUUGAAACAAAAAAGUCUUCAAUUUACACCAUGAGGUUAAGUGCAAAAUUAAGGAAGAUGUGUCUCCAUGUGCACUGGUUCUGCUGCUUUCAGCUAAGAACUACGUCGCUGAGAAAUGCUGUCCUCUACAGAAGGUGUCCAGCCCAAGAAGGGGAUGGGAAGACAGAAAUAAGGUCCAGAUAAGUGCUCAGCUUCUCCCUGGCAGUCCCCACAGGGGCUGUGGGAGCCUCUGUGGUGUCUCAGUCCAGCCCACUCUCCACUUAACCCCCAGCAGCACUCACGAUCCUCCUUGCCAGCUGCUGAAUUUUUUCCAUGCUCAUUGAUUCAGAAGGGCUGUGAGAUCUGGAACACUUACAAGGCUCUAUGCAGCUAACAGUAACAAAGAUCAGGUGUUUAU
Melospiza melodia melodia is the source of this 994-nucleotide messenger RNA. RefSeq names its product T-cell activation Rho GTPase-activating protein-like. The transcript has 3 exons. Gene Ontology annotation, biological process: signal transduction. The coding region runs from base 140 to 571 and encodes 143 amino acids. The record is from RefSeq and is a predicted model, not a curated record. Gene Ontology annotation, molecular function: GTPase activator activity. NCBI's taxonomy places the organism in Eukaryota, Metazoa, Chordata, Aves, Passeriformes, Passerellidae.